CUUUGCAGCACCAGGCUUCAUUCUGCCGCUGCUUUAGCGGGAUUCGAAAUCAUGAGGCCAACUGGUCUAAUGCUGGUUGUGGCAAUCGAAUUUUGUUGUUAUUAUAAAGCGCCAUUUGGCCGCUGAUCACACCGUCAUAAUAUUCGAACAUUUCAUGUAGUAAGUGUUUGCGCUGCUCCUCGGAGAACAAAAAAGCGCAUUGUUAUGCACAUAGAGCGUAAUUUGACAGCCGUGUUUCGAUGCAUCAUAUCAGGGCAUGCAGUUAUCAACUAUUUACAAGAUACCCAUCAGUAUUGAUUGAAAUACGUUCCCAGAUUAACAUGGCCGGUCACAUGAUAUAGCGCACAUUUCGCGCAUCAAGAACCACCUCAUUCAAGAUAUCUUUUAAGGUAAGGCUUUUUGCACUUGAACUCUACUUUUGGUAGUUUCUUUUUUUAAACCGCAAACAAUAAGUAUCGGGGAUAUAGAGGUGACUUGUCAAAUCAUUAAAAUUUCAUUUUUAGGUUAAGCGAGAAAACAGUUAGCAUAAUUCCUCUAUUCGUGAAUUUAACAUGGGUGGAUGGAAGGAGGAAACUCUCGACCGUCGUUUGGGGUAACUCGAUUAAAUUUAUAGAGAUUCGUUUUUUCGCUCUUCAGACGUUGCCGUGAGUUGUUUGGUAUAAAAAGUUCGGUCAUUGAAUUCGCUGCUGAUCUCCUUCGUAGGUUCGAAAACGCCUACUCUUUUCGGCUUUAAUGAAGUUAGUUACCUCAUAAGGGAUGCGAGAACUAAAUCUGGACUUUUCAAAAGAAGGUUCAAAAGUAUAUACUUUAUUAAAAGUCGAUGAAUAUGUAAUUUUUCGUUUGAGGCAUUUUUAAUAGAAUAUCUUAUUCGAUUAAACUUCCGCUUGGGUUAAUGGUUUGUUUUGUGCAAUAGUAUUUUUUAAUGAUACCCUUAACGAAUUUGCAAAGGAUUUGUCGGUGAGUGAUCAUAUGAUGAAGAAUCGAUAACAUGACACGACGUAUAUAUGUCUAGAUUAAUUAGUCUUAUAGAAGCGCUUAAAAACUAUCUGUCCCACAUAAAAGCAUUAAACGUUAGCUUUGGAUGUUAACGGGUCCAGAAUAUGUACAAGUGUACACAGGAGGCCGUAAAACCCGAAAAGUAUAAAAUGGGCCAACAGUUGAAGUAUAUCACUUUUCCAUUAGCCCGUUUACUUCUACAUAAGGAUAACAGAAUCACCAAAGAUGAGUUUUACAUCUUUUUGAUGAACUUCGUAGGCCUCCUAGACCAUCUUAUGAAUAUUAUGUAUCGCGACAGUACAUGGUACCGUUUUCGGAUUUUUUUUUGACUGAAAGCGUGUAAACUACCGGUUUUGUGUAACCAAGGAUGUUUUUAAUGUAACGUUCGUUUUCUAAAAACAGUUUUGAGUCAUGCUUAGAGCGCAAACGUUUUUGAUUCAGCAGUGAUAAGUUAGUUUUCCUGAUGGUUUAGUAAUAACGGUUUUGCCUGUUAAACUUGCUGUAUCUAAAUUUGAAACAAAGCAUAGGUGGACACACGGUUUAUUUCACGACAGAAGCGAUGAUAGCUAUUUAGAUUCACCUUUAACGGAAGUCUAGACAUAAAAUUCGGGACAUUAUUAGAUCAUGAGCUUUCAGUUUUAGGCAAGCGAAAAAAGUAGAUUUUCCAUACUACCCACCCUUUAGUAGUUGCCGGAUUUUUACAAUGCGUGUUUCAGUUUUCAAAUUGUGUGAAAUUAGUUAUCAUACCCUAUACAUUAGUCGAUGUAUAAUACACUGCAUGGCUCCUAUGUUUUCAUACAUUUCGACUACAACUUGGCAAAGAGUUUGGUAGGGAACGCCGGAAUCAUAAUUAUAAUAAACAAAAAGAGUAAUAAUAAUAACCACAAGGUUUUGGAUUUGAUCUCUAGUGCUUUUUACUCAAAUCCCAGAUCAUAACUCGCUGCAUAGAUUGGCCUUAUUAACAUCAACAGGAUUAUAUUCCUUGCAAGACGUUCGAAUCUGAUCUCCAGCAGCAUUCCAGAAGCAUUAUUGCUGAUCACAUGGGCUCAGACGUCGAAUAGUUUUAGCUGCCGGUAACCACGUAAGUCAACUAGUAGCUUUUCCACAGGAAGGCAGCAGUUGAGCCUUAUUAAUCUUUUAAUUCUCAUAGUAAUCGGGAGGCAAUUCCGGUAGAGUAUAAUGUAAAAAACAACGCUAUUCGCCUAUUUUACAUGAAUAACGGUAUCCGAGAAACAGAUUUCAGCUUCAACAAAUGCCUCUCACUAUCUAAAAUAUCUAUCCAUCUCACUAUCUAAAAUUUGCAGAGUAAUAAUGCAUAAUAUAUUCUCGAAAAUUGCUUAUACUCUAUUUUUCAGCCAUGUUCCUUUUUAUCAUAUACAUCAUUUAAUUUCAAAUUACAGGUUGUACGAAAAUCUUAUCUAUAUCUGUCUAUAUACUCAUAGUUAGCUACAAAUAUGUAGAUAGAUAGGUUACUGAUAAUAAGCUAGUUACAAACUAAAUCAAGAUGCGAGAUCUAGCACCCAUAGCAGCAAUACUUGCGACCAGCAUUUUAUCACUUGCAGGCUAUUUGUGAAUGAUCAGGUGGUUUUUCCUUUUAAGUUCGUUGGACCGCAAGUGUUAUAGAUACAGCAUUCUUAGUUUGUGCAUCAAGCCUUGAGAAAGUAAAAUAUUUCGAUGAUUAGUUGUUGAAAGCAGAGAGUGAAACAUGAAUAAUAAACAAUAAGAAUUACGUCGUGAGUAACUUUUAAUAAUAGAUGUGUGCGUGCAAUAGACAGACAAUUUAGAUAUUGCCGCAGGUACGCAUGGAGCACCAAACAACAACCGAGCAGUUUUCAAAGUAAGGGUUUGGCAAUGUAUGCCGGAUAGGGAAGAAGUAUCUUAUUUUUAGCAAGUUCAAUUAGUACUAUUGGCCUGUCCAAUCGAAUUAGCGCGUCACCAACCUCUCAUCACAUUAAACCUGAGCGUAAUAAAUCAGGAUAGCAGAAAACAGGAUAACAAGACUAUAUGUACAUAGAGUAUACCUUAUUAAAGCAGAUGAAACAUUAACAAACAUUAGGUCGGUUAACGCAGUCAUCGGAAGCCUUUGAAUUAGUCUAAUUAGUAAUAAAAAUAAUAAUUUUAUUGAAAAAUCUGCAGCUACAAGGCCAACUUUCACGUGGCUGUCAAAACCGAAAACCUGACGAUUGCAAAUUUUCGGUUUUACCUUUUAGGGACCAUUGUUAUAGAGAUAUAAAAACCAUUGUUCUAGGAAUAUACACCCUGUUUUCAUAUAGUGAAAGUCGCCUUUCUUCAGACUUGCUCUGGGCAUCUGAGCAAUGAUUUGACGUUUACCUUUGCGUUAUUCACAGGUAGCGCGAUGAAACAAGGAAUUCUAGGCGCUACGCCGCCUAAACAAGCUUCUAUGCUUUACACGUCAGUAUGGAUAUUUGUAAAUCUAGCCGUUUCUAUCGCGAUCGUGCUUCUGAAUAAAUGGGUGUACGUGUACGUGGGCUUCCCCAACAUAACCAUGUCGUGCACGCAUUUUAUUAUUACAAGCCUCGGACUAGCAAACAACGCGGUCGGAACGUUCCAGUUGCUCAAAACACUUACAAUGCCGACAAUUAUGGUCAUUCAGACAUGGUGUUACGCAUACCGAUUUUCUCGCACUGUUGUCCUCUCACUCGUCCCCAUCGUGUUUGGAGUAUAUUUGAACUGCCAGUUUGAUUUGUCGUUCAACGCACUGGGUUCCAUGUUUGCGCUUUCUGCUGUCGUAAUUACUUCUAUGUACCAGGUGUUUGUUGGUGAAAAGCAAAAAGAGCUUCAGGUCAGUUCAAUGCAAUUGUUGUGGUACCAGGCUCCAAUGUCAGUGGUACUGCUCUUGAUCGCGGCUCUUGUAUUUGAAUCACCUCUGCAAUGGCUAGCACACUCUUGGUCUUUCAACGACUUAUUCAUGGUUCUUCUAACAGGCUUGGUGGCAUUUGUAGUAAAUUUGACAUCGUACUGGAUUAUUGGCAAUACGUCUCCUAUGGCCUACAACGUUUUGGGUCAACUAAAGCUUUCUCUUACUUUGCUUGGAGGCUACCUCCUUUUCGAUGACCCGCUCAAGCCUGUUCAACUUGUUGGGGUUAUAAUGACAGUCGUGGGAUGCAUGCUGUACACACAUAACAAGGUGUGCGAACAAAGACGACGAUUAACUGAUAAGCAAGAUCACGUUGUCUUCAGUGCCAAGAAACCAUAGGGACUCAGACGAGUGUCGUGUAGUGUCGUCUAUUUAUAUAGCAAUGAGUCAUCUGUAAAUACUGCAUAUGCAAGAAACCUGGGUUAUUUUUAUUUUUUUUUUUAUAUAAGCGCAAUAAUUUUGCUUCAGUGAUAGUCAGUAUUGAGUGCGUAUUUGGAAUUAAAUUAAUUAGACUCUGUGAGAUAGCCGUAAAGCUGAUUACAGCACUUCGUGUUUUUUUUUAUUGCUGUAUUUGAGCCUGCCUCAAUUCACAGAUAUCAAAAGAACCCAUUUCGUUAGAAAUUGAGAUUAGGUUAUUAGAAAUUCGUUUUCAAUAUGCCAGCUGUCGGACCGCGACCGAUCUUUCUACUGCACAUAAAAAACAUUUCUAGGCAAACUGGGACUAUUUUAUUAAGUGUAUAUGAAUAAUUGUUUGCGUCCAACUUUCGCUAACGGACGGAGCUGUCAGAAACUAUAAUGCGUUUUUUUGUACAAAUUUUCAUGGUUAUGUACCUUAAAAAAUCUAAAAUUGCAGAAAAAAAUUAAAAAAUAUAGACAAAACAUUUGCGAACUCACUUAUGUAUCUUGCGUGUAUAAUUUGUGCUCUGAACUUUUAAGUUAGAGCUUAGAACCUAAGCACCUGAGAGAAGUUAGAGCUUAGAACCUAAGCACCUGAGAGAGAGUAGCAAUCCGUUUAAGAAAUCCUUAAUGUAAUUGAUAAUUAGUAGUUGAAUUCAUAUUUGCGCAUUACUUUGUCACAUCAAAAUCACAACAUUAACAGUAAAUACAUGUAAGCUUCGAUGAAAGGGUUAUAGGAACAACAUGGUCUAUAAGAAUAAAGCCCAUUUUACAACACGACAUUUUAUGGAUUUAUGCAAAGGUUUCUUGAAUCCAACGUAAUAUGUUAAAUAUAAUAUUUCGGUUAAUAAUCAAGUUCCUCCACAGCUUGGAUUCUAAGGUAAACGUUUCGGGUACUAUGACAAGUAAUGAGGCUGAGCAUUUACGCCUCCAUGAACGCUGUAAAUUAUAAAGCUAAACAUAUGUCUUGUUGUUUGAAUAUCUUUUAAACCUUUUAUUUUUGCCUCUAGCAGAUACCUACUCGUCAUGUAACUUGGGCAAUAAUAAUAUUAAUAAUUAUAUUGCUUUACUUAACUGUAAAUCUACGUUUUGAAAUACUACGACCCAUGAGGGUCUGAGAAAAACGUACCACCAAUAUUUUUAAUAUGAAAAAUAUUUCUUAUAUAUCUAGAGAUCAAAACCUGUUCUGCUGUAUCAUUUUAUUUCUUUUUUACAGAAGAUCAUGCUUACGUCUAGUAUGCUCUAUCUGAAUGUGCACAAAAAGAAUAACUGCGCUCUGCGAGUAAGGUACCACAAUAUGCUGUUCGGUACGAUCUGUGAUACAAUGUUGUAAAUAGAACGUUUCGCGACUAGUAGUACA
Molecule: messenger RNA, 5630 nt
Organism: Varroa destructor (honeybee mite)
Lineage: Eukaryota; Metazoa; Arthropoda; Arachnida; Mesostigmata; Varroidae
Product: solute carrier family 35 member E3-like
Source: RefSeq, a predicted model, not a curated record